Molecule: messenger RNA, 7961 nt
Organism: Triplophysa dalaica
Lineage: Eukaryota; Metazoa; Chordata; Actinopteri; Cypriniformes; Nemacheilidae
Product: deleted in malignant brain tumors 1 protein-like
Exons: 28
Coding region: 29-7822 (2597 amino acids)
Cellular component (GO): membrane
Source: RefSeq, a predicted model, not a curated record
UUUACAGAGACCCAACUACACAGGCAGUAUGCUGUGGUCCCUGAUUCUCUUUCUCCUUCUGGGAAGAACAGCGGCCACUAGUGAAAGUGAAAUCAGGUUGGUGAAUGGUGACAAUUCCUGCUCUGGACGAGUGGAGAUUCUUCAUGAUGGCAGAUGGGGAACAGUUUGUGAUGAUUUCUGGGAUCUAUCAGAUGCUGCAGUGGUGUGUAGAGAACUGGGCUGUGGUAAUGCUAUAGAGGCAAACAGUUUUGCCUUUUUUGGAGAAGGUUUGGGGCAAAUAUGGAUGGACGAUGUGCAUUGUCUUGGAAGCGAGUCUACACUGGGAAACUGUUCAGCAAAUGGAUGGGGAGUACAUGACUGUGCACAUUAUGAGGAUGCUGGAGUCAUCUGCCAAUCUGUCAUUUUGGUAAAUGGCUCUCACUCUUGUUCUGGACGAGUGGAGGUUCUUUAUAACCGAACAUGGGGAACAGUGUGUGAUGAUGGCUGGGAUCUGUCAGAUGCUGCAGUGGUGUGUAGACAACUGGGCUGUGGAAAUGCUAUAGAGGCCAAGAGUGAGGCUUAUUUUGGACAAGGUUCAGGACAAAUAUGGAUGGAUAAUGUGAUCUGUGAUGGAACCGAGUCUACUCUAAAGAGAUGUAGAUCAAAUGGUUGGGGAGUACAUGACUGUGGACAUCAUAAAGAUGCUGGAGUCAUCUGCCAAUCCGUCAGGUUGGUGAAUGGUGAGAACUCUUGUUCUGGGCGAGUGGAGGUUCUUCAUAACGGAAGAUGGGGAACAGUUUGUUAUAAUGGAUGGGAUCUGUCAGAUGCUGCAGUGGUGUGUAGAGAAUUGGGCUGUGGUGAUGUUAUAGAGGCAACAAAUUUAGGUUACUCUACAUACGUGUCAGGACGAAUAUGGAUGGAUAAUGUUGAUUGCAUUGGAUCUGAGUCUACUCUAAAGAGCUGUAGGUCAGAUGGAUGGGGAGUACACAACUAUUGGCAUUAUUAUUUUUAUGGGGAUGCAGGAGUCAUCUGCCAACCUCUUGUAAGACUGUUGAAUGGGAAUAACUCUUGCUCUGGACGAGUGGAGGUUCUUCAUAACGGAAGAUGGGGAACAGUUUGUGAUGAUUUCUGGGAUCUAUCAGAUGCUGCAGUGGUGUGUAGAGAACUGGGCUGUGGAGAUGUUAUAGAGGCAAAGAGUUUUGCCUUUUUUGGACAAGGUUCAGGACAAAUAUGGAUGAACAAUGUUUACUGCAAAGGAACUGAGACUUCUUUGAAAAGCUGCAGAUCAUACAGAUGGGGUGUGCAUGACUGUGGACACCACAAAGAUGCUGGAGUCAUCUGCCAAUCUGUCAAGUUGGUGAAUGGCGAUAACGCUUGCUCUGGACGAGUGGAGGUUCUUCAUAAUGGAACAUGGGGAACAGUUUGUGAUGAUUUCUGGGAUCUGUCAGAUGCUGCAGUGGUGUGUAGAGAAGUAGGCUGUGGUAAUGCUAUAGAGGCCAAGAGUUAUGCUUAUUUCGGACAAGGUUCAGGACAAAUAUGGAUGGAUAAUGUGAUCUGUAAUGGAAGCGAGUCUACUCUAAGAAGCUGUAGAUCAAAUGGAUGGGGAGUACAUGACUGCGUUCACUAUGAAGAUGCUGGAGUCAUUUGCCAAUUAUAUGUAGGAUUGGUGAAUGGUGACAACUCUUGCUCUGGACGAGUUGAGGUACUUCAUAACGGAAGAUGGGGAACAGUGUGUGAUAAUGACUGGGAUCUAUCAGAUGCUGCAGUGGUGUGUAGAGAACUGGACUGUGGAGAUGCUAAAGAGGUUAAAGGUGGUGCUUAUUUUGGACAAGGUUCAGGACAAAUAUGGAUGGACAAUGUAAACUGCACUGGAACGGAGUCUACUUUAAAAAGCUGUAGAUCAAAUGGAUGGGGAGUACAUGACUGUGAACAUCAGAAAGAUACUGGAGUUAUCUGCCGACCUGUCAGGUUGGUGAAUGGCAAAAACUCUUGCUCUGGACGAGUGGAGGUCUUUCAUCAUGGAAGAUGGGGAACAGUUUGUGAUGAUUUGUGGGAUCUGUCAGAUGCUGCAGUGGUGUGUAGAGAACUGGGCUGUGGAGAUGUUAUAGAGGCCAAGAGUUAUGCUUAUUUUGGAGAAGGUUCGGGACAAAUAUGGAUGGAUAACGUGAUCUGUAAUGGAAGCGAGUCUACUCUAAGAAGCUGUAGAUCAAAUGGAUGGGGAGUACAUGACUGCAUGCAUUAUGAAGAUGCUGGAGUCAUUUGUCGAUCUGUCAAGUUAGUGAAUGGCACAGACUCUUGCUCUGGACGAGUGGAGGUUCUUCACAAUAAUAGAUGGGGAACAGUGUGUGAUGAUGGAUGGGAUCUAUCAGAUGCUGCAGUGGUGUGUAGAGAACUGGGCUGUGAAGAUGGUGUAGAGGUCAAAGGUUUUGAUUAUUUUGGACAAGGUUCAGGACAAAUAUGGAUGGAUAAUGUUAACUGCAAUGGAACUGAGUCUACUUUAAGAAGCUGUAGAUCAAAUGGAUGGGGAGUACAUGACUGUGGACAUCAUAAAGAUGCUGGAGUUAUCUGCCAACACUAUCUAAGAUUGGUAAAUGGCAGUAACUCUUGUUCUGGAAGAGUGGAGGUUCUUCACAAUGGAAGAUGGGGAACAGUGUGUGAUGAUUUAUGGGAUCUGUCAGAUGCUGCAGUGGUGUGUAGACAACUGGACUGUGGAGAUGCUAAAGAGGUAAAAGGUGGUGCUUAUUUUGGGAAAGGUUCAGGACAAAUAUGGAUGGACAAAGUAAACUGCACUGGGAGUGAAUCUACACUGAAAAACUGUUCACAUGGAUGGGCAGUAGACAACUGUGGACAUGAGAAAGAUGCGGGAGCCAUCUGCCAACCUGUCAAGUUGGUGAAUGGUGACAACUCUUGCUCUGGACGAGUGGAGGUUCUUCAUGAUGGAAGAUGGGGAACAGUGUGUGAUGAUUUCUGGGAUCUGUCAGAUGCUGCAGUGGUGUGUAGAGAACUGGACUGUGGAGAUGCUAAAGAGGUAAAAGGUGGUGCCCAUUUUGGACAAGGUUCAGGACAAAUAUGGAUGGACAAUGUAAACUGCACUGGAACGGAGUCUACUCUAAAGAGCUGUAGGUCAAAUGGAUGGGGUGUACACAACUGUAGACAUUAUAAAGAUGCUGGAGUCAUCUGCCAAUCUGUCAGGUUGGUGAAUGGCAGUAACUCCUGCUCUGGACGAGUGGAGGUUCUUCAUAAGCAAACAUGGGGGACGGUUUGUGAUGAUGGCUGGGAUCUGUCAGAUGCUGCAGUGGUGUGUAGAGAACUAGGCUGUGGAGAUGUUAUAGAGGCUAAGAGGGAUGCUUAUUUUGGACAAGGUUCAGGACAAAUAUGGAUGGAUAAUGUGAUCUGUGAUGGAACUCAGUCUACUCUAAAGAGAUGUAGAUCAAAUGGAUGGGGAGUACAUGACUGUGGACAUCAUAAAGAUGCUGGAGUCAUCUGCCAACCAUUUGUAAGAUUGGUGAAUGGUGACAACUCUUGCUCUGGACGAGUGGAGGUUCUUCAUGAUGGAAGAUGGGGAACAGUUUGUGAUGAUUUCUGGGAUCUGUCAGAUGCUGCAGUGGUGUGUAGAGAACUGGACUGUGGAAAUGUUAUAGAGGCGAAGAGCUUUGCUUAUUUUGGACAAGGUUACGGACAAAUAUGGAUGGACAACAUACACUGCAAUGGAACGGAGUCUACUCUAAAGAAUUGUCAAUCAAAUGCAUGGGGAGUACAUGACUGUUCACAUUAUGAAGAUGCUGGAGUCAUCUGCCAAUCUGUCAAGUUGGUGAAUGGCUCUCACUCUUGUUCUGGACGAGUGGAGAUUCUUCAUGAUGGAAGAUGGGGAACAGUGUGUGAUGAUGGCUGGGAUCUAUCAGACGCUGCAGUGGUGUGUAGACAACUGGGUUGUGGUGAUGUUAUAGAGGCGAAGGGUGGUGCUCAUUUUGGUCAAGGUUCAGGACAAAUAUGGAUGGACAAAGUAAACUGUACUGGGAGUGAAUCUUCACUACAAAACUGUUCAGCAAGUGGAUGGGGAGUAGACAACUGUGGACAUUACAAUGAUGCAGGAGCCAUCUGCCAACCUGUCAAGCUGGUGAAUGGUGACAACUCUUGUUCUGGACGAGUGGAGGUUCUUCAUGAUGGAAGAUGGGGAACAGUUUGUGAUGAUGGCUGGGAUAUAUCAGAUGCUGCAGUGGUGUGUAGAGAACUGGACUGUGGUGAUGUUAUAGAGGCAAAGGGUGGUGCUUACUUUGGACAAGGUUCAGGUCAAAUAUGGAUGGAUAACAUAAACUGCAAUGGGAGUGAAUUUACACUGCAGAACUGUUCAGCAAAUGGAUGGGGAGUACACGACUGUGGACAUCACAAAGAUGCUGGAGUUAUCUGCCAAUCUCUGAGGUUGGUGAAUGGUGAAAAUUCCUGCUCUGGACGAGUGGAGGUUCUUCACAAUGGAACAUGGGGAACAGUGUGUGGUGAUGGCUGGGAUCUAUCAGAUGCUGCAGUGGUGUGUAGACAACUGGGCUGUGGACCUGCCAUAGAAGUGAACGUGCUUGCUUAUUUUGGACAAGGUUCAGGACAAAUAUGGAUAGAUGAUGUUAACUGUGAUGGAACAGAGUCUACUCUAAAGAGAUGUAGAUCAAAUGGAUGGGGAGUACACGACUGUGGACAUCAUGAAGAUGCUGGAGUUAUCUGCCAAUCAAAUGUGAGAUUGGUGAAUGGUGAAAACUCUUGCUCUGGACGAGUGGAGGUUCUUCAUGAUGGAAGAUGGGGAACAGUUUGUGAUGAUUUCUGGGAUCUGUCAGAUGCUGCAGUGGUGUGUAGAGAAGUAGGCUGUGGUAAUGCUAUAGAGGCCAAGAGUUAUGCUUAUUUUGGACAAGGUUCAGAACAAAUAUGGAUGGAUAAUGUUAUCUGUGAUGGAACCGAGUCUACUCUAAAGAGAUGUAGAUCAAAUGGAUGGGGAGUACAUGACUGUAGACACCAUGAAGAUGCUGGAGUCAUCUGCCAAUCUGUCAAAUUGGUGAAUGGGAAUAACUCUUGCUCUGGACGAGUGGAGGUUCUUCAUAACGGAAGAUGGGGAACAGUUUGUGAUGAUUUCUGGGAUCUGUCAGAUGCUGCAGUGGUGUGUAGAGAACUGGGCUGUGAAGAUGCUAUAGAGGCCAAGAAUUUUUCAUAUUUUGGACAAGGUUCAGGAAAAAUAUGGAUGGAUAAUGUGAUCUGCAAUGGAACAGAGUCUACUAUUAGAAGCUGUAGAUCAGAUGGAUGGGGAGUACAUGACUGUGGACAUCAGAAAGAUGCAGGAGUUAUCUGCCAACACUAUCUAAGAUUGGUAAAUGGCAGUAACUCUUGUUCUGGACGAGUGGAGGUUCUUCAUGAUGGAAGAUGGGGAACAGUGUGUGAUGAUGGCUGGGAUCUGUCAGAUGCUGCAGUGGUGUGUAGAGAACUGGACUGUGGAAAUGCUAUUGAGGCAAAGGGUGAUGCUUAUUUUGGACAAGGUUCAGGACAAAUAUGGAUGGAUAACGUAAACUGCAAAGGGAGUAAAUCUACACUGAAAAACUGUUCAGCAAAUGGAUGGGGAGUACAUGACUGUGAACAUAAAGAAGACGCUGGAGUCAUUUGCCAAUCUGUCAAGCUGGUGAAUGGUGACAACUCUUGCUCUGGACGAGUGGAGGUUCUUCAUGAUGGAAGAUGGGGAACAGUGUGUGAUAAUGACUGGGAUCUAUCAGAUGCUGCAGUGGUGUGUAGAGAACUGGACUGUGGUGAUGUGAUCGAGGUUAAAGGUGGUGCUUAUUUUGGACAAGGUUCAGGACAAAUAUGGAUGGAUGAUGUUAACUGCACUGGAACAGAGUCUACUCUAGAGAGCUGUAGAUCAAAUGGAUGGGGUGUACACAACUGUGGACAUUAUAAAGAUGCUGGAGUUAUCUGCCAAUCUCUGAGGUUGGUGAAUGGUGACAACUCUUGCUCUGGACGAGUGGAGGUUCUUCAUGAUGGAAGAUGGGGAACAGUUUGUGAUAAUGGCUGGGAUCUGUCAGAUGCUGCAGUGGUGUGUAGAGAACUGGGCUGUGGAGAUGUUAUAGAGGCGAAGAACCUUACUUAUUUCAGACAAGGUUCAGGACAAAUAUGGAUGGACAAUGUGAUCUGUGAUGGAACGGAGUCUACUCUGAAGAGAUGUAGAUCAAAUGGAUGGGGAGUACAUGACUGUAGACAUCAUGAAGAUGCUGGAGUCAUCUGCCAACCAAUUUUAAGAUUGGUGAAUGGUAGUAACUCUUGCUCUGGACGAGUGGAGGUUCUUCAUGAUGGAAGAUGGGGAACAGUUUGUGAUGAUUUCUGGGAUCUAUCAGAUGCUGUAGUGGUGUGUAGAGAACUGGGCUGUGGUAAAGCUAUAGAGGCGAGGAGCUUUGCUUACUUUGGACAAGGUUCAGGACAAAUAUGGAUGGAUAAUGUUAUCUGUAAUGGAACAGAGUCUACUCUAAAGAGAUGUAGAUCUAAUGGAUGGGGAGCACAUGACUGCUCACAUUCUGAAGAUGCUGGAGUCAGCUGCCAAUCUGUCAGGUUGAUCAAUGGCCCUAACUCUUGUUCUGGACGAGUGGAGGUUCUUCAUAACCGAACAUGGGGAACAGUUUGUGAUGAUUUCUGGGAUCUAUCAGAUGCUGCAGUGGUGUGUAGACAACUGGGCUGUGGAGAUGUUAUAGAAUUGAAGAGUUUUGCUUAUUUUGGACAGGGUUCAGGACAAAUAUGGAUGGAUAAUGUGAUCUGUAAUGGAAGCGAGUCUACUCUUGAAAGAUGUCUAUCAAAUGGAUCGGGAGCACAUGACUGUGGACAUCAUAAAGAUGCUGGAGUCAUCUGCCAAUCAUCUGUAAGGUUGGUGAAUGGUGACAACUCUUGCUCUGGACGAGUGGAGAUUCUUCAUGAUGGAAGAUGGGGAACAGUUUGUGAUGAUUUAUGGGAUCUGAGAGAUGCUGCAGUGGUGUGUAGAGAACUGGGCUGUGGAGAUGUUAUAGAGGCGAAGAGCUUUGCUUAUUUUGGACAAGGUUCAGGACAAAUAUGGAUGGAUAAUGUGAUCUGUGAUGGAACCGAGUCUACUCUGAAAAGCUGUAGAUCAAAUGGAUGGGGAGUACAUGACUGUUCACAUUAUGAAGAUGCUGGAGUCACCUGCAAAUCUGUAAAGUUGGUGAAUGGCAUUAACUCUUGCUCUGGACGAGUGGAGAUUCUUCAUAAUGGAACAUGGGGAACAGUUUGUGAUGAUGGCUGGGAUCUGUCAGAUGCUGCAGUGGUGUGUAAAGAACUGGGCUGUGGAGAUGUUUUAGAAGCAAAAGGUGGUGCUUCCUUUGGACAAGGUUCAGGACAAAUAUGGAUGAAGAACGUAAAUUGUACUGGAAGUGAAUCCACACUGAAAAACUGUUCAGCAAAUAGUUUGGGAGCACAUGACUGUGCACACCGUAAGGAUGCUGGAGUCAUUUGCAAAUAUAACUUCAUCUACAUCAACGAAUCAAAAAGCUGGAUUGAUGCACUGCAGUACUGCAUAAGUCACCAUCAGACUCUGGUUCGCGUUUUAAAUGACACAGCACAGAUGUACAUCACACGCAUGCUUCGUGGUAAACACGUCGCCAAUGGCGUGUGGAUAGGACUUGAAAGAAAUAUGCUAUUCCAUUCAUCCCCUUGGUUGUGGACCGGCGGGCCUUAUGUGGACAAUCCUAUGUGGCACCCCAAUUUUCCAGCCGAUCCAAUGAGCAACUAUUGUGGAAAAAUCCUUACACGAAAUAACACAUGUGAAUGGAUGGAUGCUUGCUGCUUUGAGAGUCUCCCUUUCAUCUGUCAGGGAUGAGACACUUGGUGGAGCUACUUCCCACUUUGGAGUCUGUGACCAAUGCUGAUAAUAAUUCAAAUAAUGCUGACAAUGCAAAACUUUUUUCUUUUUUUGUCCAUAUAAGUUAAACUAAUUAAGUAACGGUAAUAUGCUCUGG